UUUUGCUACAGCCUGAGAUGAGAUAAGGACAUGCCAUGAUUAUUCCUUCACUCAAGAUCAACCCACUUUUCUCUACUACCUUCUUGCAAAAGGAGAUGGGAUCAAAACCGAAGGUCUCCUACCAAAGAUUGAGAUCAGAACUUUGGUUUGAUGAAGAUGGUGAUUAUCAUGAUAUUGAUAUCAGAGAGAAGGUGAUCAGACGGUUUAGAAGCCGCCGAUUCAGGAAGGUGCAUAUCAGGAGAAAACUGAGGAUAAAAAUUCCAAGUUUGAAGAGAUUGUUGAGACGAAAAGCAAGAUUAGUGAAGAUUGGUUGGUGUAAGAUUUUGAAAAGAUUGAAGGAAAGUCAGUCCCAUUUUGGUGAUCUUUUUGCUGGGAAUUAUAUGUUCAUGCAAGUAACUCCAACCCCAUUGAAGAGUGCUGAUAUCAGGUAUUCUCUUCCCAAGAUUGCAUGAUGAAUCCCAAGGGGACGGGACGCCUACUACACAGUACUGAAUAGGAUUGAACAGUAUAACAAAUAAGCUUUUAUGUUUGGUAAGCUCGACAGAUGACAAUGGACAAUAAUAUUGUGUGCAACAUUAUCUAUUUCUUUGGCAUUGUGCAGUACACAAUAUUCGACAGUAUAAUGAAUAUGAUUUUAGGUUCUUUUUGUUUUUAGUUACCGCACAAACAUAAAAUAAAAAUUAUUCAUUGUACAAUAUACUAUACAGUCAUGUACUCUAUUGUGUUGUGUAACCCGAAUUCUCUUGCAUGUUUGGCAUGAAUAAUCAUUCUAGCUGCUUUGUCUUUCUUAA
Messenger RNA from Olea europaea var. sylvestris, 791 nucleotides. RefSeq lists its product as uncharacterized. The record is from RefSeq and is a predicted model, not a curated record. Lineage: Eukaryota; Viridiplantae; Streptophyta; Magnoliopsida; Lamiales; Oleaceae. The transcript has a single exon. Bases 36 to 452 code for a protein of 138 amino acids.